Messenger RNA from Nymphaea colorata (pocket water lily), 2087 nucleotides. RefSeq names its product amino acid transporter AVT1A-like. The record is from RefSeq and is a predicted model, not a curated record. Gene Ontology annotation, cellular component: plasma membrane. Bases 139 to 1764 code for a protein of 541 amino acids. The transcript has 12 exons. Lineage: Eukaryota; Viridiplantae; Streptophyta; Magnoliopsida; Nymphaeales; Nymphaeaceae.
CUUCUCAUCCGUUUCCCAUUUGGUGCUGCCGGGAAGGGCACUCUGGAAUUAUUCUGAAACUCAGGAUAAUCAAUAGAGGCUUGGAUUAGGAAUUGGAUUCCUGACUCUGAAGACAUUCAUCUCUUUUUGAACGAAGAGAUGGGGAAAACGAAGGACGGCGAAGUGUUCAUGGAGGAGGAGGAGGAGGACGAGUUGAAGGAUGGAGAUGCUUGCAGCGAGAAGAGUUCGCAGGUGGAGACCGACGUCGAGAUGCAGGAGACGAGCGAGGAUGAUGACGAAGACUAUGCGUGGGAGAAGAAGGUGAAUCAUUCUCCUUCUUCUGUCUUCUCCUCUAGUCAGUGGCCUCAGAGUUACAGGGAGUCGGUUGAUUCGUAUACAAUCUCUGCGUCUCCAUCGUUUGGGCUUCUUCAACAGAGUCCCAGUAUCCGGUAUUCAAGUUUUGGUGGCAAUGAGUUUGAAGCCAAAUUGCCCUUGUUACCCGAGGACACUAUUGAGAAGCAAGCCUCAGAGAAAACAUCGAGCAAAUCCAGAUUAUUCCAGGAGUCAUGUCACCUAAAUUUGCAGUUCUCCGGAGAAGGACUCGGCAUUCAAGGAUGUAACUUAACCCAGACCAUUUUCAACGGUGUUAAUGUGAUGGCGGGUGUUGGACUUCUUUCUACACCAUAUACAAUCAAAGAAGCGGGAUGGGCGAGUUUGCUUGUCUUAGCUUGUUUUGCAGCAGUAUGCUGCUACACAGGCAUCUUAAUGAGACGUUGUUUGGAAAGUAAAGAUGGCAUCUUGAGUUACCCUGAUAUUGGAGAAGCUGCAUAUGGAAGAUUUGGGCGAUUUCUUGUGUCUAUUGCUUUAUACAUGGAGCUGUUUUCAUAUUGCGUGGAGUUUAUCAUUUUGGAAGGUGACAACCUGACAAGGUUAUUUCCUGGCACUGCAUUUGAUUGGGCGGUAAUCCGUGCUGACUCUGUUCACUUCUUUGGAAUUCUAACUGGUCUCAUCGUUCUUCCAACAGUUUGGUUAAGAGAUCUUAGAAUUAUGUCUUACCUUUCAGCUGGUGGUGUUCUCGCGACCAUUUUAGUCUCGCUUUCAGUGUUUGUUACGGGUACCACUGAUGGUAUAGGAUUUCGUCAAACAAGUCCAUUUAUUAGGUGGGGUGGUAUCCCCUUUGCAAUUGGUGUGCAUGGUUUUUGCUAUUCUGGGCACUCUGUUUUCCCUAAUAUAUAUCAAUCAAUGGCUGAUAAAACAAAAUUCAACAAGGCAUUGGUCAUUAGCUACCUUUUGUGCACUGCAAUAUAUGGUUCAGUUGCAGCAAUGGGAUAUCUCAUGUUUGGCCAAAGAACACUAUCGCAAAUAACCUUAAAUUUGCCAAGGCAUUCUUUUUCCUCAAAACUUGGACUCUGGACAACAGUAAUUAAUCCUUUGACCAAGUAUGCUUUAUUGCUCAAUCCCCUGGCGAGGAGUCUUGAAGAAUUGCUUCCAGUAGGGACUCGGAAUGAGUUUCUCUUUUCCAUGCUCAUACGGACAGGACUUGUUGUUUCAACUGUUUGUGUUGCAUUUCUUCUGCCGUUUUUUGGUCUGGUUAUGGCCUUAAUUGGCUCUCUUCUCAGUAUACUUGUGGCCGUCAUCUUACCUUCACUCUGUUUCUUGAAGAUUUCAAAGACGAAAGCUACAAACUUUCAGGUCAUUCUGUGUAUAACAAUUGCUGGAUUGGGUAUCGUCAGUGCAGUUCUUGGGACGUACUCCUCUGCAUCUAAGAUCCUGCACAACUUUUGAUUCUCACCCCAUUGGGGUCAGUUGCUUUUGUCCGAAAGAAAUUCUGACCUAUUUUUCCCGUCUACAGAACAUAAGAUGGGAAGCACAUCUAUAUCCUGGAUUUUUGUGGAUAAAUAAUGUGUUUACUCUAGCCGAUCUUUCAGGCAGAAUGCCAGAACCAACUUGGCAACAGAACUUGACAAAUACCAAACAGUAUGGUGACUGAGGUAAUGUAAUCAGAUCAAGAAUCUUGAUGAAACCCAUGGCAUAGGUGCCAAUCUCGUUUGAGAAUGUGAGAAAGAUGAUCACCUCUCUCUCUCUCUCUCAAUUUCUUCUUCAUUGUU